AUGAAGCCCACCUUUUCAACAAUAAUAACACUCUUCUUCUUCCUUUUCACCUUCUCCACAAAAACACCACAGGCAGCGGCAGCCACGCCGGAACCCGUGCUUGAUAUCUCCGGCGAAAAGCUCAAAGCCGGUGAGAGCUAUUUCGUCUUGCCGGCAGGCAGAGGAAGAGGCGGCGGUCUUACUUUCGGCACCUUCGGAGACUCUUGCCCUCGUGUGGUUGUGCAGGAAAGGUUUGAAACCUCCAAAGGCGAGCCAGUACAGUUCUUGCCUGCAAACCCUAAAAACCACGUCAUCUUCACCUCCAGAAACCUCAAUGUCCAGUUCUCUCGCAGAACAACUUCAGCUUGUGACGAAUCCCGGGUAUGGAAACUAACAAAGUUCAUAAGUGAAGCAAUGAAUGUGGGAAUUAAUGGCAUUGCAGGGAACCAAGACUUCAGUACCAUAUCUAACUGGUUUAUGAUUGAGAAAGCAGAAUUUGAGGGUGUUUAUAAACUCAAGUUUUGCCCUAAGGAAGGUGUGGUUACGUGUGAGGAUCUUGGGGUAUUUUCUGCAAAUGGUGAUGGUAAAAGGUAUGUAGGUCUUGCAAAUCCUGGUCAAUUUCAACAACUCAGAGUUGUGUUCCAGAAAGCUCAAGCCAAUGAAGAAGGUGAUAUUGCAAUGAGCACUUAGAUGGCAAGUUUCAUCACCAACUUCUAAGCUUAAGCAUCAAUGUAAUAAUAAUGAGAAUAAGAACUAUCAUGUAACAAAUAUGUUGAUGAUGAAAUGAG
Neltuma alba is the source of this 767-nucleotide messenger RNA. Its product is annotated as kunitz trypsin inhibitor 2-like. Gene Ontology annotation, molecular function: endopeptidase inhibitor activity. Lineage: Eukaryota; Viridiplantae; Streptophyta; Magnoliopsida; Fabales; Fabaceae. The record is from RefSeq and is a predicted model, not a curated record. The transcript has a single exon. The coding region runs from base 1 to 669 and encodes 222 amino acids.